GCGCAGGCUCGCUGAGCCAGGGCGGGCGAGCGAGCGAGCGAGUGAGGGAGGCGGACACCGCUACACGCUGGCGAGCGAGAGGCCGGCGGAGGCACACAUACACACCCUGAGCCGCGCACACACACACCGACACAGCAUGGAGGCCAUCGCCAAGUACGAUUUCAAGGCCACGGCCGACGAUGAACUGAGUUUUAAGCGCGAAGACAUCCUAAAGGUUUUAAAUGAAGAAUGUGAUCAGAACUGGUACAAGGCUGAGUUGAACGGAAAAGAUGGCUUCAUCCCAAAGAACUACAUUGAAAUGAAACCACACCCGUGGUUCUUCGGGAAAAUCUCCAGAGCAAAGGCAGAGGAACUGCUCAGCAAACAGAGGCAUGAUGGAGCCUUCCUCAUACGGGAAAGUGAAAGUGCGCCCGGUGAUUUCUCACUCUCAGUCAAGUUUGGGAAUGAUGUGCAGCAUUUUAAAGUAUUGCGUGACGGAGCAGGAAAGUACUUCUUAUGGGUAGUAAAGUUUAAUUCUCUGAAUGAACUAGUGGAUUAUCACAGAUCAACAUCUGUGUCUCGGAAUCAGCAGAUCUUCCUGCGUGAUAUCGAGCAGGUCCCACAGCAACCCACGUACGUGCAGGCGCUCUUCGACUUCGACCCGCAGGAGGAAGGCGAGCUUGGCUUCCGCCGCGGUGAGUUUAUCCAGGUUCUCGACAACUCGGACCCUAACUGGUGGAAGGGCAGUUGCCACGGGCAGUCGGGCAUGUUCCCUCGCAAUUACGUCACUCCAGUCAACAGAAACAUCUGAUGGACAGCUGUGCUGAAACCUGAAGGCAAUCACGGCUCCCCCGUGAACUUUGCAGUCUGUAUGGAACUUCAAACUAGAGCGCCAAAACCAAUUCUGAGGUGGAACAGAACAGCUGAGCGGUUUUACCAAUAGGUUUCCACAGCUGCUUCCCCCUCUCCUCUAACCCGUCCCUCUCCUCUUCUCUUCCCCCCCUGUAAGUCUGUGCAUGGGUUAUAAUUCCAUUAUUCUAAUCCUGUUGUAGAAUUUAAAUGUUUUUUCUCUAUGCAAAUUUGGAUAAUCUUAUCAGCAAUGUAACAAUACGGGCAGGAGAUCAGUAACAGUCCUUGCCUUGGGUCUUUUUAAAAGAAAACAAAUCAUUCUUGGCCUUGUGUAUUUCCACAUGGAAUUCCUGCUUUGUUUUCACUGUACAAAUUGUUAAUUUAGCUUGUCCUUGGAAAUAAGCCUAAAGUUUCCUCCAGCAGCUCGCAGCUAUAGGAAUCAUGUAUAAAAUUGUCAAGAUGACGUAAUUUUAGAGAAUAACUUGGCGGCUUUUAUCAACAGCAUGUUCUAGGAGUUUAUACAGGAGGUCGGGCUUCUAAUGGUUUUAAAGGCGUUUGGCUGAGCACUUUCAGAAUUACGUCUUCAUAGUGCCUUUUGAUUUUUUUUUUGUUUAUUUUUCAAAUACAGAUUUAUUUUUUUCUUGCUCUAAUUCACCUUGAUAACUGAGAGCUUCAAGUCAGUUGAUGGGCAGAUAUUGGGCAAUUCACACUGAUGUGCCAUUGGCUAACUAGCCUGCGACUGGGACAGGGAAGUUGACCGGGUCGAGGCCUGGAGAAGCCAGCAGCUUGGUGUUUGAACACUGGUCUCAAAUGAUCAUUGUCCCUCUUCUCCACUGCAGGCAGCCCUAGUUGAGCAGCGGCGCGUCUGACGAGUUAAGCAUUUCUCACUAGCAAAGCUAUGGUUGUCGUGCCAAGUUUAAAAAGGGGCUAAUUCUACAGGCACUGGCAGCAAUUCCUGGUACCUGCUCAUUCUGUCCACUGCAGUGUAGGUACUAACUACAGUUAUCCUGCCAUUCUCUCCACAUUUGCACCAUUCUGCCCAGCUCAUCCCUCUAGCCAGACUAAUAUUUAUGAAACCAGCACUGGUUUUGCUGUGUUCUACUGAGGGAUCUGCAGGCUAUCACCAGCCCAUCCUGGACAUGGGAGAUAGAUUUUUAUUUUGAGCUGAACACAAUAUCUGAUGACGUAACUGAGAAAUUCUAGUUCUUAGUGAACUUUGGUUUUUAAAGCUGGCUUGCAUUUUUAUUAAAUUCUUCGCUUCUGUCACAAUCAAGCACUGUAAUAAUUUAUUUCUUAGGCCAUUUUGCUUUUUAAGUCAGUGAUCAUGAAAAUUAGUUGCAAUUGAACCGAUGUUGAAAGUUACUGCUGUUCAGUCCAAUUGCCUUGGAUCCACGAAUACAACAGCUUAUGCUGAUCCUUGCAUGGGUAACCCCAGCCCAGUUACACUUUGCCAAAUCUGCCAUGAUGGGUAAGCCUGCUCCUUGGCAUUGUGGCAUCUUCCUGACGUCUCUGCAUUUUAUGUGCUGUUCUGGUGACGUGAUACUCAAGUCCCCCACGUGGCUGGCCCUGCACACUGGGUUUGUAUGCCAGUCAUGGCCACUCAGUGGUCUGAAUCUGGCAGUUGUAAAAUUGCCAGCAUGCCCAAUUUCUAGUGGCACCGCAGCAUCUUGCCAGGGGAGGAGAUGGUGGGCAGGCUAAACGGGCAUAGAAGUGCUAAUAUUUGCAUGUGACCCAUCUCUGUUAGCAAUGGAACAUUGGACGAUGAGCAAACUUCGGGCAGAGAAAUUAGAGUAUUGAGUAGAUCAUUGUCAGAAUUUACCAAUCCUUGGAAGAAGGAAUAUCAGAGUUGUCACUGAAGUCUGGAGUCAGUGUAUUGGCUUUCACUACAAAUCAGGAAAAAGUGUCACCAUGGAAACCUGACCCAAUCUAGUUACUGCUAGUAGGAUGUGGGCAGUUUCUGCAAAGACACAAGAUAACAAUUAGUGCCUGAAUAAUGUUAAGGAUGUCUCCAUGCAUCAAUUGCUGAUACAUCAAUUGUUGAAGAGCAGAUUAGAAAUUAAAUUCUGGAAUCAUUCAUAUACAAGAAUUUCCUAAAUACAGCCUGGGGUUGGUGGGGAUAGGGGCAUGGUCCAGUCAAAAGUGGCCAAGACACACUGAGAUAAGCUCCAAAGCAGACAGGUAGAAAUUAAAGCUCCUGAUCCAUCCCCUGGAAUCAUCUGCCCUUUUCCCUCUGGUGGUAGUUCCUCCUUCACCAUCCUCACCCUCCCCUCCACUAUCUCCUUUGCCAUGCCUAUAAGUGAUACAGCACAUUAACAUUAAAUAUAUAUAAUUAUAAACAGCAGCUUGCCUGUUUAUUGAUGAUUGGUUUCUGUUUUGUUGAUGUGACCAGCUAGAGUUACCAUCUAUGCGUUAAGUACAUGGACAAGAAUGCAUCUGGUUCAGCCCCUGCACAGUCCAAUUUCCUGCAUGCACUUUCAAGGACUGUUGAUAGAGAACUUGCUUUAAAGGGGAAUACAAUACUUCUGACUGAAAGCCAGUCAGCCAAAUGGUGGGUAAUGCCUUAGAGCUUAAACAUUCACAACCUCUAGAAACACACACGCAACUUGUCGGUAGUGGUAAGUGGAACCAACCCAUUAAGUCCUGAUGGUUGACUCAAAGCAUGCGUUACAAUGCAUCGACUGAGCAAGAUGGAAACUGCACAGUCUGUAACGGUAACUUCUGUUCCCCAACCCACAGAUUGAUUUGUAAUAACAGUUCCUAAAAGAGCCAGGAAUCGAGGCCUAAGCCAGUCUUUAAGCUGAACACGAAUACUGUUGUACAGAAUUAUGUACAUGUGGUGCAAAUUUAUUUAAUUUUUUUAAUUGCAUAAAUCUGUAAGCACAGCAUUUGUGACUGGGCAUGGUUAGCAUAUUCUGAUACCGACAUCUUAUUGGCAUAGGCACCAGAGGAUAUUGAAUCAAUCAAUGCGUUUUUCUUUUCUUUUUUAAGCACCUUGAUCUUAAUAUAUCCUCUCAGUCACCUGCAAUAGAUUUUAUUUACCCCAGUGUUAUUGAGUAACAAACUUGUCCCCACUGUACUUUAUCCUAAUAUUAUACUGUGAUAUACACGUACCAAUGGAAUACCUUGUUGCACAUAUCCUGCAUUCUAAUAUUGUAGUGACAUAUUUAUCCUCCUGUGCCAUACCCUAAUGUGCAGUGACAAACCAACUCCACAUUUGGUAAGAUGGACGGUAUUAGAGUGCUGGCUAUUUUUUGGUUUAUGAUUAACACUUUAUAUGCCCACUGUUACCCUGAGAUUCUAGUGGAUGAAGGAGUGGAAUGACAUGUUUACCGACAAAUGUGUGUAGCCUCUUCUCACAUACAGUCUAUGGAAUACCCCACCAAGUUUGUACAUGCUGGGGGAGCGUGUACAGGACAAGAAAGCUAGCUUAUGAACUGGUCAGGGAUAUGACUUCUGUAAGGUAAUUCUGAUUAUCCUCUGGGAUCAGAUUCCAAGCGUACUGGGCACCAGGAGGUUUGACUGUGUUUGCAGGUUGGUCUGAAAUUAAGUUUUGGUUCCUGGAAUCCAGUAACAUUUUAAUUUAAUUUCCCUGAGAGUUUGUUUCUGCCUUACACUGGGAAACUGCAAAGGAAUGAUGAGACUAAUGAGAUUGAGCUUUCCACUACACACUGUCACCAAAACUAUUAAAUGUGUGUGAGAGCUUUUGGCAAAUGGACCAUUUGAUUGUUUACUUUAUUUGAAUUGGUGUAUAUCAUAAGCCUUGCAGACAUUUCAUGUAUAUAUUUUUAAAAAAUCAAUGUUAAAAUGGAAAGGCCUGUGUACUUAUCCCUUGAUUCUCAAUGCAUUUGGUAGUUAGAAAUUAACUGUGAAUAAUAAAAUGCUGUGUAUUCUUCAUGAA
Messenger RNA from Amblyraja radiata (thorny skate), 4726 nucleotides. RefSeq names its product growth factor receptor-bound protein 2. Bases 137 to 790 code for a protein of 217 amino acids. The record is from RefSeq and is a predicted model, not a curated record. The transcript has 5 exons. Gene Ontology annotation, molecular function: protein binding. NCBI's taxonomy places the organism in Eukaryota, Metazoa, Chordata, Chondrichthyes, Rajiformes, Rajidae.